Ceutorhynchus assimilis (cabbage seed weevil) is the source of this 2039-nucleotide messenger RNA. The record is from the annotation of a GenBank genome assembly. NCBI's taxonomy places the organism in Eukaryota, Metazoa, Arthropoda, Insecta, Coleoptera, Curculionidae.
AUAUUUUCAGUUAUUCCGACCAAGCAUUUAACACCAGCUUAGUGUUUGUCUAGCACUGCAUUGCUAAAUAGCGAUUACGCAAUCCCAAUAGUAAUCCACAUUAGUAUUUUUGGGUAUUCCUAAAAAUAAUAAUAAUGUUAAUUUAGCCUUGGAAAUUCGUGAGGAAUGGUAUUUAAACCCAUACUUCAAUCAUGAUCUUAUUCAGAAAUAUUUGAUCCACCAUACGACAUGAACAUCUUUUUACUGGUAACAACUUUGGUGGCAUUAGCUAUUGCAGCUCCUAAGCCUGACUGCAACUGUAACCAUUCAGGGACGUUGGAAUUUAAUUCCGGAUCAUCUUUAUCCAAUGAAUAUUCAAAUAAGCCUUCCGUCAGUUUUGUACCAUACUCUCAACAACAACCAGCAAACAGCUACAAUUAUCAAUCUGAAAAUAGUGCAUCACCGAAUCUUGGAACUAGUUAUGGUCGAGCAUCUUCCGGUGUGAAUCAAGGAAGCCCUAACUACAGCUUUGGUUCAGGAGGUAGUGCCCUUGGAAAUGGUGCAACCUAUGGUCAAUCAUCUUCAAGUGUUGGUUCAUUUAAAUCCGAUUCUAGAGCAAAUCAAGGAAACAAUAACUAUAACUAUGGUUCAGGAGUUAGUACACUUGGAAAUGGUGCUAGUGAUGGUCAAUCAUAUUCUAGUGUCAGUUCUUCAUUAGCAUCCGAUUUUGGUGCAAAUCAAGGAAACAGUAACUAUAACUUUGGUUCGGCAAAUAGUGACAGUGUAGUUACGAAUGCCGAAGCUUCAGCUUCAGCAGCAGCGUCAGCUUCAGUAACCAAACAGCUUUAUUUCUUUGAAGCUCCCCAUGACGAUGAUGAAGUAGUUAAAGCUAGAUAUGACUUACCUUCAUUGCCACCCAAGAAGACAUAUAAAAUCAUAUUCAUCAAAGCCCCAGCUUACAAAACCCAGGCUACCAUAAACCUUCCAGCACCACCCCAGAACGACGAAAAAACUCUGGUCUACGUCCUCGUUAAAAAACCUGAAACUGAUGCUAAACUUCAAACUAAAAAUGCCGCGCCAUCUCAACCUACCAAACCGGAAGUGUUCUUUAUCAAAUACAAGACCCAAAACGAAGCUCAAGAUGCAAUUGCACAAAUUCAAGGCAAAUACGGUGCUACGGGGCAAGUGAUUGCCAAUUUACCCGCCGGUAGCCAAGCAGUUGUAAAGUCUUCUGAUGGACAUAUCGUGCAAAAACCACAGUUUGUGCAUAUCAAUUCUGUGAAUGGAGUUGUGGACGGUGAUCAUGCCGCAAGUCAUAUUUCUGAAGCUAUAAGUAAUUCCAAUGUUGCUCCUCAAUCAUCACCAAAUUAUGUUCCGAUUGAACAAAGCUCCAGUCAAGGGGAGAAUACUUCUGGUGGUGGUAUUUCUCAAUCACCAACUUAUGUGUCUCUUGGACAAAGCUCUGAUGGAGGUGAAGCUAGAACAUAUUCUGGCUCCAGUGGGUCUGCAGGUGUUUCUUAUCAGCUGGGCAAUGUUGGAGGGCAGCAAGAAGGUUCAAGUGUUAUAGUUUCCAGUGCUGAAGGUGCCAGCACAACUGAUAGCAACAAUUGUGACCAUUGAAAACAAUUUCACUGUUUUUCUCAGGUAAUAAAUGAUAGGAUAUUUGUUUCUCACUGCCAUAGUUAUUGUAGUAUCAUUAUGUGAUUUAUUUAAUAAUAAAAUACUCUCUACUGUUUGUUUUGCAUUUGUGCUCUUUUGGUCACAUUUAGGUAAUUUCUGCAAUCUUUGCUUGACCUAUGCAGGUAGUAAAUAAUUAGGAUGUUGUAAAUAAAUAAAUUCGUUGAGUACUGACUAUCUCUACUAAAAUAUACCUACAAGAAGUUCAUUAAAAACACCUCAAGCUAUGUUUGUUUCGUGCUUUUGUAACAGGGAACUAUUUUGUCUAAAAAUUUCAAAGAUCCCACUCAAAAAUUUAUACAGCUUUUGUAUUUAUGCAUAUCUUUUGCCUACUACCACUAGCCAUACUUAAGACUGUAGGUGGGCUAAAAAUAUAACUGUAC